Molecule: messenger RNA, 2819 nt
Organism: Coturnix japonica (Japanese quail)
Lineage: Eukaryota; Metazoa; Chordata; Aves; Galliformes; Phasianidae
Source: RefSeq, a predicted model, not a curated record
UGGGGUGGGUGCCCUGACCCUAUGACAGGGUACCAGUGCCUCACUGGGGUGGGUCCACAACGUUACUGGGAUGGGGCUGCCACUUAUUGGGGUGGUGGCCAGGACCCCACUGGGUGGGUUCCAGACCCUACUGGGAUGGUGCCAUGUCAUACUGGGAUGGGUCCCGCUCAUCCUGGUAGGGUGGCGCCCAUGACCCCAUAAGAAGGUUCCCGUGACCCCAUAAGAAGGUUCCUGUGACCCCAUAAGAAGGUGCCCAGGACCUUUAUGGGAUGGUCCCACCACUUGUAGGAAUGGGUCCCACCAGCUCAUUGGGGGGGAUCCCACCUCGUGUUGGGAUGGUGCCUGUGACCCCAUAAGACCUUAUUGGGAUGGGUCCCACCACAUGUAGGGAUGGUGCCCAUGGCCUUAGUGGGGUGGAUCCCACCCUGUGUUGGAUUGGUCCCCACCACCCCAUAAGAUGGAGCCUGGCACCUUACUGGGAUGGUCCCCAUGGCCUUAGUGGGGUGGAUCCAACCCCAUGCUGGAUUGAUCCCCACCACCCCAUAAGAUGGUGCCCAGGACCUUACUAGGAUGGUGCCCAUGGACUUACUGGGAUGGAUCCCACCCCAUGGGACCCCAUGGUGGGACCCCAUUAGUCCCCACCACCCCAUAAGAUGGUCCCAUGGCCUUACAGGGACGUUCCCCCCCACCUUCCUGCACCCCAUUGCACUGUAUGGGAUGGAGCCCACAGCCCCAUAGUGUGGUGACCCUACAGGGAUGUGUCCCCCCCCAACCCCCCCCUGUCCCCACAGACGUCCUGCUGAAGGUCCAUGUGUAUGAGGGCGGCUCUCUGACCCCGCUGCCCCAGACCAGCCUGGAGGUGCUGGGACCCCGCGGCUCUUUGGCCUCCGGGAGCACUGACCCCGAUGGCAGCGGGGUGCUGCCCCUGUCCUACAGCCUGGGCACCUGGGUGCUGGUCACCGCCACCCGAAGGGGCUUCGUCACCGCCACGGUGCCAUGGAGGGUCACCAAACUGCCGCUGUACGCCUCCAUCAGCCUGUACCUGCAGCCCGAGCGCCCGGCCACCCUCAUCCUGUACGAGGACCUGGUGCAGAUCCUGCUGGGCCCCCCCGGUGAGUGGGGGCCAAAGGGUCCGACAGGCACAUGUGGGGUCAGCAGCNACGUCCUGCUGAAGGUCCAUGUGUAUGAGGGCGGCUCUCUGACCCCGCUGCCCCAGACCAGCCUGGAGGUGCUGGGACCCCGCGGCUCUUUGGCCUCCGGGAGCACUGACCCCGAUGGCAGCGGGGUGCUGCCCCUGUCCUACAGCCUGGGCACCUGGGUGCUGGUCACCGCCACCCGAAGGGGCUUCGUCACCGCCACGGUGCCAUGGAGGGUCACCAAACUGCCGCUGUACGCCUCCAUCAGCCUGUACCUGCAGCCCGAGCGCCCGGCCACCCUCAUCCUGUACGAGGACCUGGUGCAGAUCCUGCUGGGCCCCCCCGGUCCCGCAGCGCUGCUGCCCGUGGCCGCGGGCAUGAAGGACAUCACGGCGUAUCACACCAUCUUCCUGCUCACCAUCCUGGGCGCGCUGGCGCUGCUGGUGCUCACCCUGCUCUGCCUCCUCAUCUACUACUGCAGACGCCGCUGCCUGAAGCCGCGGCAGCAGCACCGCAAACUGCCGCUGUCGGGGACGCUGGACGCCUCCAAACGGGACCAGGCCACGUCCAUGUCGCAGCUGAACCUCAUCUGCAGCCACAUGGAGACGGCGUCCUCGGGGGGGGACACGGCGGCGCACAGCCCCGUGCUCAAGUUCGACGGCUCCCGCGAGGAUUUCUUCGCUCCGGUCCCGUCCUCCGCCCCACCAUCGUCCUCCAACGCGGCCCCGCGUCGCUGCCACCAACGGGAGGAUUUCACCCCCAACGAGGGUCCCCCCGCCGCCCCCCACGGGGCCGAAGUGCCGCCGUCCGACCCGCUGCCACCGCCGCCACCGCCGCCACCGCGGCCACCGUCACUCGGAGCUCCCAUGGGGCCGACAAUGGGGCCAUCUAUGGGUCCAUCUAUGGGUCCAUCUAUGGGUCCAUCUAUGGGUCCGCCGGGCCCGCUGAUCCUGUGCGGGGCUCUGGAGGGUCCCCAGGAGGACUCCGUGUACCGCGGCGUGGUGCCCACCCUGCUCAUCCCCGCCCGCUACAUGCGCCUGGACGGGGCGGCCGAGGGCAGCCCGCAGCUGGAAGCCCCCAACGCGGCGGCUGCGGGCGGAGCCCCCCAGGCCGGGCCCCCCCCCCAGGGCGGCGGCGGCGGCCCCGUGGCCAUCCCGGUGCUGCUGAACGAGUCGGCGGUGGCGCAGCUGAACGGGGAGCUGCAGGCGCUGGCCGAGCAGAAGCUGGUCGCCCCCCGCGCCUGGUUCGUGUCCCUGGACGGUCGCGCGUCCCACGUCCGCCAUUCGUACAUCGACCUGCAGGGCGGAGAACGAGGCCCCCCCCCGCCCCGAGCGCGGCCGCCCCCGCCCCGCGGCCCCCCGUCACCCGAGGACAGCGCCCUGGCCCCGCUGCUCGGGGGUCCCCCCGUGGGGCGCCGCGGGGCGGGGGGCGGCGGCAGCGGGUGCAGCAGCGCGUCCGAACCCCCCCGGGACUCGCCCAGCAGCCCCGAGGACGAGGUGGGAGACGGGGGAGAGGGCGGCGACGACGGGGGGGACCGUAAGAGCCCCUGGCAGAGGAGGGAGGAGCGGCCGCUCAUGGUCUUCAACGUCAAGUAAGUGCGGGCCGGACCCGCAGCCCCACACAGCCCCACACAACCCAUCCCUGCGCCCAUCCCGGUCUCCACCCCCCCCAUCUCCAUCAUCA